Paramecium tetraurelia is the source of this 1842-nucleotide messenger RNA. RefSeq lists its product as uncharacterized. NCBI's taxonomy places the organism in Eukaryota, Ciliophora, Oligohymenophorea, Peniculida, Parameciidae. Gene Ontology annotation, molecular function: ATP binding; protein serine/threonine/tyrosine kinase activity; protein serine/threonine kinase activity. The record is from RefSeq and is a predicted model, not a curated record. Gene Ontology annotation, biological process: peptidyl-serine phosphorylation; peptidyl-threonine phosphorylation. The transcript is spliced from 4 exons.
AUGCGUUAUCCAAUGACAAAUAAACACUCGUCUCCGUCAGGUUCACCGCGGAAGAGGUUAUUUUCAGCAAAAAGAGUGGGAAGUAAGGAAUAGCAAUAACAGAAAUGCAAAGCUACUGCAUCUAUUAAGACUGGAUCAUCAAUAGAAACAUUAAAGGAAGUUUUGAUGAAACAAACACAAAUGAGUAAUAAGCAUACAAACAACUUGAAUUAUUUUGUUCAUAAUAACAAAAGGGAGAGUUAAAACAAAUUGGAUACAAAAACAAGUGAUUCUACAGAACGAGUAAAUAUACGACAGGGUACGUUGUCUAAAGAAAAAACAACCAUUUCAGAAUUGACAACAAAAAAAACUAGUAUAACUAAAAGUGAGUUUGAAUGGAAUAAAUGUUAAUUGCCACUGACACCCCAAGUUUGUUUGGCAAAAUAUGGAUACGCAUUGACAGAGUUUGAAAAGACUGAGAUUCUGACAUUCAAGAGAAUUUAUUGUAUAGGAAUUAAUGCCAAAAAAAUAUAGUAAUCGCAAAGUAAUUUCAAUGAUGGAUUUGACAAUGCCUAAGGAGAAUACCUAUAUGCAUUGCACGAUCACAUAGGUUACAGAUACGAAUUGUUGGAACAUGUAGGUUCUGGUAGCUUUGGAUAGGCAUUCAAAGUCUUUGACCAUAAGAGACAGUAAGUUCUCUGUCUAAAAGUCAUAAGAAAUCAAAAGAAGUUCUAGAACUAGGCUCUUGUGGAAUUAAACAUCUUGUCUUUCAUCAGAGACAAAGAUGAAGAAAACAUUACCAACAUAGUCAAAAUCAAGGACUUUGUAAUCUUCAGAAAUCAUGUGUGUAUUAUUUGUGAACUCUUGUCACUUAAUUUGUACGAACUCAUUAAAAACAAUAACUAUUAGGGAUUAUCAUUAGAACUUAUUCGUAGAUUUGCCAUUUAAAUACUCAAUGCCCUCAACUUUCUGUACAAACAUAAAAUCAUUCAUUGCGAUCUCAAACCAGAGAAUAUACUAUUGAAAUAACCCAACAAGAGUGGAAUUAAGAUUAUUGAUUUUGGGAGCAGUUGCUUUGAAAAUGAAAGAAUCUAUAGUUACAUCUAAUCCAGAUAUUACAGAGCCCCAGAAGUUAUCUUUGGCAUUCCAUAUGACAUGGGAAUAGACAUGUGGAGUUUUGGAUGUAUUAUGGCUGAAUUGUACAUUGGCUAUCCUAUCUUUCCUGGCGAGAAUGAAUAAGAAUAAAUUGCUUAUAUUAUGGAAGUGAAGGGACUCCCUGAUCAAACUCUAAUUGAGAAAGCCUCCAGAAAGAAACACUUUUUCACAUCUAGCACUCCUUAUUAACCUUUGCCCUAUAAGAACAAGAGAGGAAAAAUUAGAGUUCCCAAAUCAAAAGACUUGAAAUAAAUUCUGAAAUGUCAAGAUCAAUUGUUUAUAGAUUUUCUAGAAAAUUGCUUCAAUUGGGAUCCUUAAAAAAGAAUGAAACCCAUUGAUGCCUUGAUGCACUAAUGGAUUUUGGAGGGAUUACCCAAAGAAAUUAGAACUUAACAUAUCAAAUAUUUAGAAUCAGAGUAAAUGACUUAAAAAGUAUUCUUCAAAAAUAAUGAAACUAAACGACAACAUCACAUCUCUGAACCAGAAAUGGAAAAAAAGAAAUCCAGUAGUAGUUAUAGUUAAAAAAAAUCAAAAGAAAAGGAUAUUAAUCUCACUCUCUACGGGAAUAUCAAUAAUGAAACUACUCCAUAAAAUAAACGCAUUUUAUCGUAAUCAUUUCAUACAUCCAAAAAUGGAAGUAAUUAAAAGUAUUAACAAUAUUUUCCUGGCACAACCAAAAAUUAACCAUUAAAAUAUAAAUUUUAUUGA